Messenger RNA from Micropterus salmoides (largemouth bass), 1079 nucleotides. RefSeq lists its product as uncharacterized. The coding region runs from base 1 to 831 and encodes 276 amino acids. The transcript has a single exon. NCBI's taxonomy places the organism in Eukaryota, Metazoa, Chordata, Actinopteri, Centrarchiformes, Centrarchidae. The record is from RefSeq and is a predicted model, not a curated record.
AUGCAGUGCAGAGAAGAGAAACUGGUUUACAGGAUUGUCCCCUGGAACAGGAGGCUACUGGCCCGACACCACAAGCAGCCUGCAGGACCCCUGUUUGACAUCAAAUGUCUGCAGCAGUCUGUGUGUCGGCUUCAUCUCCCACACUGUGAGAUCCGCUCCACAGGUGGAGGUGAGUUCUUGUCAGUCGCUCAUGUGAACGACGAGGGCAUCGAGUUUAUCGGCCCUCAGAAGAUCACAGAAACUCACGUUGUUAUAAACAUCACAGGGUUUUCUGGUUUCGGUAAUGUCAAGGAUGAAGACUCGCCGGCUGAGCCGGUCCGAGCGCUGGUUCUGCUGUUCUACAGGCCCCCGGCUGAUCCCGACGCUGAAUCCCUCCUCAACGUGUUGCUGCUACCGAGGAACGUGGUGCUCCGGGAUGUGCUGCGCACCAGGAAGAAAUUAGUUGGAGAUGAGAGCUACAUAGAGACGUCCCCACACUGUAAACUGCAGCCAAAGCAGGAAUACACACUGUCCACUUGUCCUGCAGAGGACUCAGUUCUAGUUCAACCAACAGAAGCAGAGUUUGACUGCGACAACUACGACAACUACUUCCCAUCAUUCCAGGUGAUUUUAGAAACAAUGAGGAAACACGUGAAGCUGUUUUUUCAGCAGUUUUGUUUUUUAUAUAUUUAUGUAAAUCUCUUCAUCAAACCUAUGCCAUUUCUACUCACCAGCCACUUUAUUAGGUACACCUUGCUAGUACCGGGCUGGACCCUCUUUUGCCUUCAGAAGUGCCUUAAUUCUUCGUGGCAUACUUUCAACAAGGUGUUGGAAGACUUUGGUCCAUGUUGACAUGAUAGCAUCACGCAGUUGCUGCAGAUUUGUCGGCUGCACAUCCACGAUGUGAAUCUCCAGUGAACUCAUUAUCAUGUUCUGAAACUAGUUUGAAAUGAUUUGAGCUAUGUGACAUGGUCAUUAUCCUGCUGGAAGCAGCCAUCAGAAGAUGGUACACUGUGGUCAUAAAGGGACGGACAUGGUCAGCAACAAUACUGUCGUGUUUAAACGAUGCUCAGUUGGUACUAAGGGGUCCAAAGAGGGAC